This is a messenger RNA of Acanthochromis polyacanthus (spiny chromis), 4815 nucleotides long. RefSeq names its product ADAM metallopeptidase with thrombospondin type 1 motif, 18 (gene adamts18). Gene Ontology annotation, biological process: extracellular matrix organization; proteolysis. Bases 266 to 4033 code for a protein of 1255 amino acids. The record is from RefSeq and is a predicted model, not a curated record. Gene Ontology annotation, molecular function: metalloendopeptidase activity. NCBI's taxonomy places the organism in Eukaryota, Metazoa, Chordata, Actinopteri, Pomacentridae. Gene Ontology annotation, cellular component: extracellular matrix. The transcript is spliced from 24 exons.
CCAUCCUGCGGGGCGCAUCGCUGAGUGCUCAGUCAGCGCUCCUCCCGGUGAUUCCGUUGCACGCCGGUCCUCCUCACAUACUCACACACACUCGUGAGUGAGCGUCGUGUCAGUGCGCCGCUCCAACCUGCAGAUUUCACCUGAACCAUUAGAGCGAGGGAACAGAACCGCCAAACAAUGCACUGCAAUUGCAUUAUGCGCUGCCGCAAGUUAUUACUACUUUUGAGGAGGUAACGGGGGAGGUGUCAGCUUGCAUGCCAUCGCCAUGGAUUGCCUUUUUCUUCUGAUAUGGACUUUACCCAUCCCGCUGGUCGGCUGCAGCUCAGUCAAGCUGCUCUCUACCUUGUUGUCCUGGAAUAUCAUCAAGACACUGCACAUUUACUGCUCACAUGCCUCGUACACCAUUUCGGCCAGCUACUCUUCUAGCAGCAGCCACGGAUUAAAUCAUGACUAUGUGUUUGUAACCCCGGUGGAAGUGGACUCUGAGGGAACAUACCUGACCCAUAAUGUGACCAGGCAGAGGCACCGCAGCAGGAGGUCUCUGUCUCCUUCCCUGCACUACCGGCUCUUUGCCUUUGGGCAGGACAUGCACCUGGACCUGCGUCCGUCCUCUGUAGUCGUCCCAGGCUUCACUGUGCAGACCAUCAGUUCAGAGGGCAUUGCCAUGGUGAUGGAUGAUGCAGGGUUUCACAACUGCCUGUAUCAGGGAUUUAUCCGUAACCAGUCGUCCUCCUCAGCAGCCAUAUCGACUUGCUCCGGACUGUCAGGUUUGAUCCGUGUGUCUCAGGAGGAGUAUCUGAUAGCCCCACUACCACAACAUCUGGCCAAACAGCACAAUUACAGCGUCCCCGAUGGUCACCACCCACAUGUAGUCUACAAACGCUCUGCAGAAUACGUAGUCCACACAGUAUUCAGCAGCUCAUCUGGUUCCAGUUCUUCCAGACCUGACAACCCUUACCUUCACCAUUAUCAUCAUCACCAGCAGCAGCAGCAUCAUGACUACCAGCAUGGAAAACUGCAGAGGCAACAUUUCUGCGGACGCCGCAAGCAAUAUGCUCCCAAGCCUCCCACAGAGGAGUGUUUCAUCAUGCCUGAUGAGUUUGCGACACCUAAGUUGGAAAGAGAGGGAAGGAUAAAAAGAUCACCCAUAAACUCCAACAGGGUGGGGGGUCUGAAUGUGGAGACCUUGGUGGUGGCUGACAGGAAGAUGCUGGAGAAGCAUGGCAGGGACAACAUUACCACCUACGUGCUCACCGUCAUGAAUAUGGUUUCCAGUCUUUUCAAAGAUGGCACCAUUGGGACAGAUAUCAAUAUUGUGGUGGUUAGCUUGUUGCUGUUGGAACAAGAUCCGCUUGGCUUGACCAUAAAUCACCAUGCUGACCAGUCCCUCAACAGCUUCUGCCAGUGGCAGUCAGGUCUAGUGGGGAAAGGAGGUAAAAGGCAUGACCAUGCUGUUCUCCUCACUGGGCUAGACAUAUGUUCCUGGAAGAAUGAGCCCUGUGACACUCUGGGUUUUGCCCCCAUAAGUGGCAUGUGCAGUAAGUACAGGAGUUGUACUAUCAACGAAGAUACAGGACUGGGUUUGGCUUUCACCAUUGCUCAUGAGUCUGGACACAAUUUUGGGAUGAUCCAUGAUGGGGAGGGGAACCCUUGUCGCAAGACAGAGGGAAACAUUAUGUCCCCUACUCUGGCUGGUAACAAUGGGGUCUUUUCCUGGUCCACUUGCAGUCGGCAGUACCUCAGCCGCUUCCUUGGAACAGCCCAAGCCUCCUGUCUCGUGGACGAGCCCAAGCAGAUCGGUCAAUACAAGUAUCCUGAACAGCUUCCUGGGCAGUUGUACGACGCAGACAUACAGUGCAAGUGGCAGUUUGGCUCCAAGGCCAAACUGUGUAGCCUUGAUUUUGUCAAGGACAUCUGCAAAUCGCUGUGGUGUCACCGCACAGGGCACCGGUGUGAGACCAAGUUCAUGCCUGCUGCAGAAGGCACCAAUUGUGGUCCGGACAUGUGGUGUCGAAGGGGUCAGUGUGUUAAAUAUGGAGAGUACGGGCCGAGAGCAGUUCAUGGCCAGUGGUCAGCUUGGUCCCAGUGGUCCGAUUGCUCCAGAACCUGUGGAGGAGGGGUCAUGUACAGGGAACGCUCUUGCACCAGCCCAAGACCACAGAACAAUGGUAAAUUUUGCUCUGGCUCCAGCCGUCUCAACCAGUUGUGCAACGCUCAGCCGUGUUCUCCUGAUGCUGUGGACUUCCGGGCCCAACAGUGCGCUGAGUACAACAGCAAGCCCUUCAGGGGCUGGUACUAUAAGUGGAAGCCCUACACCAAAGUGGAUGAUGAAGACAUCUGUAAGCUGUACUGCAUUGCAGAAGACUUUGAUUUCUUCUUCGCCAUGUCCAGUAAAGUCAAAGACGGCACCUCCUGCUCUGACCACAAUGGAGAUGUCUGCAUUGAUGGAGUGUGUGAGGCAGUGGGAUGUGAUCAGAUUCUGAGCUCUAAGGCCUCUCUGGAUGCCUGUGGAAUCUGUAGGGGAGACAACUCCACCUGUAAGUUCUUUAAGGGCCAGUAUACCCUCCAACAUCGGGCUAAUGAGUAUUACUCCAUGGUAACAGUCCCAGCUGGGGCUCGAAGCAUUCGUGUCCAGGAAAUGGAGGUCUCCACCAGCUACCUGGCGGUCCGAUCCCUGAAGAGGAAGUACUACCUGACCGGAGACUGGACCGUGGAUUGGCCAGGGAAGUUCCACUUUGGUGGGACCGUGUUUGACUAUCAGCGUUCUUUCAACAAGCUGGAGAGCCUGUAUGCCGCUGGACCUACUAAUGAGACGCUGGUGUUUGAAAUCCUUCUGCAGGGAAAGAACCCAGGUGUGGUGUGGGAGUACACUAUGCCUCGCACAGAGAGGAAACCUGACUACAGCUGGGGAGUGGUGCGCUCGGACUGCUCUGCCCCCUGUGCUGGAGGUCGUAUUUCGACCAAGGCUAUCUGUCUGCAGGACCAGAAGGUUCAGGUCAACUCCAGCAUAUGUAAUCCCCUCACCAGGCCGAAGCUGGGCUCCCAUCUGUGCAACACACAGCCGUGCCCUGCAUAUUGGGCGACAGGAGACUGGGGGUCCUGCAGUCGCUCUUGUGGAGGAGGUCAGCAGACCAGAAUACUGCGCUGCCUGAGGAAGGUGACCUACCAGAGAGAAGAGGAGGUGGCAGAUUCCCUCUGUCCCGUCAUCUCUCCAGCCCAAGUACAACCGUGCCACACCCAAGCCUGCCCCCCCGACUGGAGCACUGGAUCCUGGUCACAGUGCUCUAAGUCCUGUGGUCGUGGACUGAGGAAGCGAAGUGUGUUCUGCCGCAGCACUGAUCCAGGGGCCAAAGCUGUAGUGGUGCCUGACAGCAUGUGCAGACAGCACUACAGACCCAAAGCCCAGGAGACCUGCAUCCAGCGGCGAUGCCCUAGGAAUGAGAGGGUGCAAUGGAUCCCCACUCUCUGGGGAGAGUGUUCCAAAUCUUGUGGCUCUGGCAUCCAGAAGAGAGAGCUUCGCUGUGGGGAGAAAGACUCACAGGGAGGGUAUGUGGAGUUCUCCAUACGGAGGUGCAGGAAUAUAGCCAAACCUUUAGUGGAUCUUCAGCAGGGCUGCAAUCGAGGUCUGUGUCCAGAGCUCCCUCGGGUGGUCCCUGGCAGAGCCACCUCCAGCGCUGUGGUCUUAGGCUGGUACACGUCUCCUUGGCAGCAGUGCUCUGUGUCCUGUGGUGGAGGGGUCCAGACUCGAUCCAUCCAGUGUCUCAAACAAGGUCGCCCUGCAGCUGGCUGCCUGCCCCACCAGAGGCCUGUCACUUCUAGAGCAUGUAACACACACUUUUGCCCUGCUGCUCCCCCUCCUCCGGGACAACGCCCCGGCAGCCAGGUCACAGCUGCUGGACCAUCAUUGAAAGCUGAACACUGUGUGGACCACUUCAGCUGGUGCCACUUGGUUCCCCAACAUGGUGUUUGUAACCACAAGUUCUAUGGACAGCAGUGCUGCAAGUCCUGCUCCAGUAAAAAGUCAGAGAUUUGACACUUCUGAGUCUGUGGCAUCCAGCCUCGAAGAGAAGUACCACCCACAGAGGCCGCUUGUGGUCGACUACCUACUACAAACAGACCUGCACUCAUCAGUGUGUGUUUUCUUCCCAGAGUACUUGACUAAAGGCAUUUUGUAAAGAAAUAAAAGAGAGAACACAUAGGCUCUCCAAAAGAAGGCACCAUGGCUGCUGAUGCUCUUCUGCCAAAGUGGUUUCAUCAGGUCACUGAUCACAUUGGACCUGGAAAGACAGUGAAAAUCACAUUUGAAGACCUGUUGAUGUAAUAUACAUGUUGUCAUUUUGUUGAGUAUUUUCCCUUUGAAACCUCUGAUACUAGAAAGCAAUCAGGACAACAGGAAAGGACAAUAGUGUUUUUAGCUUGCUUACAUGUUGUAUAUUUAAAGGCGUCUAGUUUCAUAUGCCUUUAUUUAAGUUAUUAUGGGUCAUAAUAUAUGAUUUUACAUUUUGUCAGGUGUACAGUGGAUCUGUGACAUGUUAUUUCUGUGUUUGGAUGUACCACAGGUGUGUGCCAGUCACCCUUAGAUCCAUGUUAUGAGAUUUUAUUUGAGGUGUUAGUAAUCAGUGAUCUGCACCUGUCCUUCACAUGUUAUCUGCUUGUUCAUGUUUACUACUGCUGGAUACACCAGAACACAUUUUUCGUGUGCAUUCUAUUCUUGGUAAUGCUAUGAAAACAUUUGAUAUGAAACAUUUUUUCAGUUCCGUUGUACGUGGUCAUUUUUAUCUUUCCUGUAUUGCUAUGGUAAAUAACUUAAACAUC